AUGUCCUUCAAACUCAUCAAUCCUCUCACUAUCCAUAAGGCCUCACCAACAUACUCUCAUGUCCAAGCUACGGCUAUCUCGUCCACUUGCACUCUCGUAACCAUCGCUGGGCAAGUUGGAGUGGACGCUAAAACGGGCAAAAUUCCACCUUCCCAUGCACAACAAGUUCAGAUCGCCUUGAAAAACCUGGGAGAAUGUCUCGAGUCUGUAGGCGCGACCCCCGCAAAUAUUAUCAACCUCACGCAUUACGUGGUUAAUCUCGACGUUAAUGACUCUGCAAGAUCGGAACUCGUCGUCAAGUUUCUGGACGGCCAUCGCCCACCAGGUACGCUGGUAGGGGUUGCGGCUCUAGCUCACCCAGAGCUAUCCUACGAGGUGCAGGCUAUGGCCAUCGUGCUGGAGAAAUGA
Messenger RNA from Penicillium riverlandense, 408 nucleotides. Its product is annotated as RidA family protein. The record is from RefSeq and is a predicted model, not a curated record. The coding region runs from base 1 to 408 and encodes 135 amino acids. Gene Ontology annotation, molecular function: deaminase activity. The transcript has a single exon. Gene Ontology annotation, cellular component: cytosol. Lineage: Eukaryota; Fungi; Ascomycota; Eurotiomycetes; Eurotiales; Aspergillaceae.